Molecule: messenger RNA, 2863 nt
Organism: Plodia interpunctella (Indianmeal moth)
Lineage: Eukaryota; Metazoa; Arthropoda; Insecta; Lepidoptera; Pyralidae
Exons: 9
Coding region: 258-1571 (437 amino acids)
Biological process (GO): proteolysis
Molecular function (GO): serine-type endopeptidase activity
Source: RefSeq, a predicted model, not a curated record
ACCCGUCAGUUCGCUGUAAACAGCCUGCGCCGGUCGACGUUUUAAAAAGUUACGAAUUUUCGUUCUGUCAAAUUUGAAUUUUCGAAUAGGCAAAGGAAUAAAACCUAAUGUUUGUCUGUGACAUUUAAGGAUUCUUUGUUUUAAUUUUUUUUUUUUUGUGCAGUGAAAGUGUUCUAUAAGUGAAAGGCGUAUAUAUUUCAAUAAACCACCACCACCAACCACACUAUGUCAGAACAAUUUAAGAGCACACUAGCGCCAUGUCAACGGUGAAGAAUGGAAGUCCACCAUGUUACACACACAGGUCCAACGAUAUCAAGAAUAACACAGACUUAGUAUUAAAGAGACGAAAGAACUGUUCGCGACAUAAUGGCGUAGGGAAAACAAAAUGGCCGCGCGCAAGAUGGCGUUACAGCCCAAUGUUGAUACCGCUGAUUAUUUUAAAUGUUACGAGACAUGCAAAUGGUUUGGAAGACCUAACAAGCCGUGCGCUGCUAUCAAUCUUCCACUACCCGAGCGUCUGCAACCUGGGCUCCGACAUAUUGCCAUGCACGCUGUCUCUCAGCUGCUGGCUGCAAGGAGGCACGAGGGUCAUGGGCUGCGCCGGGAGCUGGCUGUUCUCCUGCUGCUAUCUACACGAUCGGUACAAGAGUGAGGUUGACAACAGUAUUCCAUCGUCAGAAUGGAUGUACAACAAGGUGGUACCGCCUAAACUGCGGCACAUUCCACAGCGUAGUGUGGUACCUGCCAACUUGUUCCGGCGGAGAGUCGACGAUGACGCCUCACAGGCGGACUGCGGUGUGCCUUCAUCCCGUAUCCUGCAAAAGCGCAUCAUCGGAGGCCGAGAGGCGAGGUUCGCGGAGUUCCCCUGGCAGGCCCACGUCCGAAUAUCAGAGUUCCAGUGCGGAGGAGUUCUUGUAUCCCGCUGGUAUGUAGCGACGGCAGCGCACUGCGUGUCGCGCGCGCGGCCGCGUGACAUUGCAGUGUGGCUUGGGGCCCUGGACACCAACGCUGGCUCCGACACUGCUAAGAAGCUUGGGGUCGUACAGAAGAUCCUGCAUCCCUACUUCCAAUACCGAGUGACGCAGCCGGACCGGUACGACAUCGCGUUGCUCAAAUUGUCUCGACCAAUCACAUUCAUGAGCCACAUCCUGCCAAUCUGUCUCCCGGACAGUGAGCUGGAGCUGAGAGGAAGGUCAGGAGUGAUCGCUGGGUGGGGCAAAACUGACUCUAGUCACGGACACACUGGCACGAAUCUGCUGCAGUCGGCAACCGUGCCUAUACUGAGUAAAGAGCAAUGCAUCAAAUGGCACCAGAGCAAGCAGAUCUCGGUAGAGAUCCACUCGGAGAUGAUAUGCGCCGGACACUCCGACGGUCAUCAGGACGCAUGCUUAGGAGACUCUGGAGGACCUCUAAUAGUCCUGGAUAGCGGUCGUUACUACCUUGUCGGCAUCACGUCGGCCGGCUUCGGCUGCGGCGUUGACCACCAGCCCGGGAUAUACCAUAACGUCAAAGUCACUUCCACAUGGAUCAAAGAGGUCAUAUCUCCUCAGACCAACUAUAUUAGCUUUUGAGAAUAAUAUCCUAUCUUCAGAAAUUACUUCUCUAGUCUAGUUUUUGACUUCACUAAGAAGGUUAUCUUCCACGUGGAUCAAGAAGGUCAAUUCUCCUCUGACUAACUAUAUUAAUUUAUCAGAUAUAGCAUCUAGAUCAGCCUUCUUGGUUUUCACUGCUAUGAUCAGACGUUUUCCGGGACAAAAGUUAUCAUCCCUGUAAACAUUUAUUUAAAGUCACUUUCACUUGAAUUGAGGAAGUAAUCGUACUUCAGACCAAUUUUUAUUAGCCUUUGAGAGAAAUAUUAUCCAAACUUCAUAAAUCUACAAGUACUAAAGAACUCUUAAAGUCAUAGAAUAUCAGUUUCUUAGAAGAAUAGCAGCCAGCCUUCUUGGCAACGGCUAUGGCGUCGACCACCAGAAAGUAUUCUACCACGUCAUAGAGUUUCACUUGAGGUAAUGAUAUAACAUCAACUUGUAAUUUGGAUAGCAUAAAAACCUUACAAGAAAUAAGUACAAAAAAUUCUCAUGAUAAGGAUUUAUGUUCAACCAAUCUAUAAAAAGGAUACAUACUCGUACAAACAUAUGUACGGUUUUUGUUUGUACAUGGAAAUAUGGUAGAUAAGAUGAAAAGUCUUUAAAUGGUAUAUAAAAAGAUGUUUAUUGUAUAAAUCAAAUAAGCACGAAAACAGCACGAUUAAGAAAUAAAGUUACUAUGUAGAUAUAGUAAAACGAUAGUACGACGAAUAUAAAUGAAAAUUGUGUCAUUCCUACUCAUAAUCGAUCGAUUGAUAACACAAGUGUUACAAUCGAUCGAUUAUGAUCUCGAGUCUACUUUUGAUAAAAUAUUGUACAAAUUUGUCUAAGUUUUUUUUGUAAAAAUAUAUAUUUGGUAUCUUAGUAGUGCAGUUUAAGUUAUUCACUUUAUGACCAUUGCUUGAAACAAAAUUCACCAUGAGAUCGCGUGUUUUAAAAAAUUUAUUAAAAGUGUUACCUAAUAAAAGUAUCGGUAAAAAAAAUUAUAGACAUACUUUUCUAAAUAAAGAAUAUUAUAUUAUUAUUAUUAAUGUCGACCUCUGUAAUGUGCAUUCGCAAUUUGACCGCAUCACUUUAAUAGUUUUUUUAAGUCUUUAAAGACGCGUGCUGAGAUUUACUUAGUGAAUAAUUCCAUUUUUUAUAAGACAUUUUAUAAAUUCUUUGUAUAUGUUAAUUAAUAUUUGCUUCGCUCGCCAUUCCUAUCACGUGGCUGUUUUGAUCUCUUAUACUGUUUUAUAUAUUAAUAAAUUAGUUGUUACAGCAAUAAAUUUAACCAA